Molecule: messenger RNA, 480 nt
Organism: Glycine soja
Lineage: Eukaryota; Viridiplantae; Streptophyta; Magnoliopsida; Fabales; Fabaceae
Exons: 1
Coding region: 1-480 (159 amino acids)
Source: RefSeq, a predicted model, not a curated record
AUGAGACUGCAUGCAUGUCGUUGGACCUCUGGCAAGGCACUGCCUGUGGCCACGUAUUGGAGGCGUCUAGAUAGACUGACCCUUGACGCGGUGUGUUGGAUUCCAUACGGUGACCACCGUUCAUUUAGAGAAUUUGAGGUCAUCUCAUUGUUUUUCGACCAUCUCAGAUGGGCCCCCUUGACAGUCAUUCACCGACCGGAGAGGGUUGUACGAAAAUUCGGCUACAUCCAGACUAUUUUGCCACACCCUGUUGUGUCUUUGUUGUCCAUUGCAGAAAUUGAUGAUAGAUGGAUGCAGUUUGGUGAGUAUAUUGCACUUGUAGGGCAAUUAUGUGCAGUGUCGGGCCACUGUUCUCCAGAUUACCUAGAUUGGUUUUACAUGAUCUCGCACCCAUUCAUGAGUCCGGCACAACCAGGGGAUCCUCCUAGAGCACCGCCGGUUCAGCAACAUAUAGAAUUUGUUGACCCACAUAUGUAUUAG